Messenger RNA from Cheilinus undulatus (humphead wrasse), 618 nucleotides. RefSeq names its product urocortin 3, like (gene ucn3l). Bases 151 to 618 code for a protein of 155 amino acids. Lineage: Eukaryota; Metazoa; Chordata; Actinopteri; Labriformes; Labridae. Gene Ontology annotation, molecular function: hormone activity; corticotropin-releasing hormone receptor 2 binding. The transcript has 2 exons. Gene Ontology annotation, cellular component: extracellular region. Gene Ontology annotation, biological process: adenylate cyclase-activating G protein-coupled receptor signaling pathway; digestion; hormone-mediated signaling pathway. The record is from RefSeq and is a predicted model, not a curated record.
CGCGCGCUGCUGACCUCCGUACACUUUAUCUGGAUUUCUUAUCACAUUUUUUUAAAUGUGAGGACCUUCUUUUUGUCUUUGACAGAGUUACGUUUUGGUUGAACACUCUAGUUUCUUUCCUCUAUAACAGGACGUGAUUGAGGACACAGCAUGCUGUCCUCCCUGAAGACUCUCCUGCUGCUCUCGGUCCUCUGCACACCGACCUCCAGCCUGUGCCUCCGCCUUUCCCAAACCCGAUCAGACCUCCUGUGCGACGACCGGCUGCCCCUCGGGGUCCGGAGCGAUGAGGACGAGCCUCGAGUUUUCUCCCCCGUGGACGGCUGGGGGUCUCUGCUGCAGUCCGCGGAGUAUCUCACCUCCUCCUCCUCUUCUCUGGAGUCCAGCCGGGAAAAAAGGACUUCAAACCCCGCAAAUUACCGCUUCAUGAGCCGGACCAAGCUCAGAGGGCAGAUGCUCCGGAACAGCAGCAAAGGGGACCGGAGGAGCAGGCUGACCCUGUCCCUGGAUGUCCCCACCAACAUCAUGAACGUGCUCUUUGACGUGGCCAAAGCCAAAAACCUGCGCGCAAAAGCGGCGGAGAACGCGCGUCUUCUGGCUCAAAUCGGACGGAGAAAGUGA